This is a messenger RNA of Penaeus chinensis, 1132 nucleotides long. RefSeq names its product pupal cuticle protein 36-like. The transcript has 3 exons. NCBI's taxonomy places the organism in Eukaryota, Metazoa, Arthropoda, Malacostraca, Decapoda, Penaeidae. The record is from RefSeq and is a predicted model, not a curated record. The coding region runs from base 1 to 1020 and encodes 339 amino acids.
AUGGCUCAUCCAUUAUCACCGGUGUGGUUCUGGCAAGGAAAAGAAUUGUGUGACCUCACAGGUGGGGGAUAUACCGAUGAAAAAGAACAGGAGAAGUGUGUCGUGGAAACCGCAUCACAUCUCGCCAUGAAGGUCCUGGUUCUGUUUUUGACAUCAGUGGCAGCAGUUACAGCUGGCCCGCAGGGUUAUAGCCUGCCAACGCCUUCUGGUUCGUCCUUUGGCUCGUCCUUUGGCUCGUCCGCUGGGCAGUCCUUUGGCUCGUCCUUUGGCUCGUCCUUUGGCUCGUCCGCUGGACAGUCCUUUGGCUCGUCUUUUGGCUCGUCCGUCGGACCAUCCGUUGGUCCGUCCUCAGGUGGAUGUAGUCCCGGGCAAGUGCGACAUGUGGACGGUAGAUGCGUCACUCCGAGAGAAAACAGAAGAGUGUUCUUGUAUGAAGUUCCUUCGAACGUGGUGUUCAACGGCGCUCCAGUCAACAUUCCCGAGCCAACAGUAGAGACCAACAUCGUGCUCAUCCGAACGCCCGAAGGAUUACAGGGACCUGAUCCCGUAGUCGUGCCUCCUCCGAGACAGCAGCACGUGGUGUACGUACUCAACAAGCAGUCUGAACACGACCAGAGGGUGAUCGAGGUGACAGCACCACCACCAUCCGAUCCUGAAGUUUACUUCGUGAACUACGCUGAAGGCGAGAACCCAACACUUCCUAGCGGAGUGGAUCUACAGAGCGCUCUUGGCGCUGCUACUCAAGGCGGCGGUCAGGUGAUCGGCGAUAGCGGCUCUGGUGUCGGGGGAGCCGUAGGCGGUGGUAUUAGUGGCGGUAUCGGAGGUGGCAGCGGCGGAAGCAUCAGUUUGGGAGGAGACGGAGGAUUCGGAGGCAGCAGUGUCAGCAGCUUCGGAGGAAGCAGUGGCAGUUUUGGAUCCGGAAGUGGAUUCGGUGGAUUUGGAGGUGGUUCAGGAAGCGGCAUCAUUAGCGGAAGCUACACUCCACCAACCCAGCCCUCAAACCUAUACACUUCACCAUAGAAGCCAUGAAGUGAACAGCCAAGCGCUUUACUUCAUUAUGAAUAUAGCGAUUAAUGUUAGGCCUAACUUAUGUAUGUACACACUUUUGCCAAAUAAAACUAUAAUGACAAAA